Messenger RNA from Lates calcarifer (barramundi perch), 3966 nucleotides. It is a transcript of the gene entrep2, whose product is annotated as family with sequence similarity 189 member A1. Lineage: Eukaryota; Metazoa; Chordata; Actinopteri; Centropomidae. Gene Ontology annotation, cellular component: membrane. The transcript is spliced from 12 exons. The record is from RefSeq and is a predicted model, not a curated record. The coding region runs from base 897 to 3329 and encodes 810 amino acids.
UAUCCUGUGCAGCCUGCGGGUCAGAUCCCACCGCUGCAUCACCAGCCGCGGUAACAAAUCACGCGCAGUGUUUUUUGGAUGUUGCCUGAUAGUAAAGCGCCCACCUCCCCUUCCUUCACUCUCGUAGUAAAGCAGAGUGCGUGCAGCUCGCCGCCAUGUAGACGCGCAGAGUGGCACAUCUCCAAUACGCAGUGUGCAUCUCCUGCUCCUGGCGCCGAGAUUUGCUGUCGUCUGUGAAAAAACAGAAACCACGGCUGGGUUCCUGGUGCCUCACGCAGAAGAACUGCGGAUAUAAAAAGAAAAAAACACCCGCAUUUCAACUGUUUGGACGUUUUUUUUUUCCCCUCUCUGUCUGUUUAAUCUGAUGUAGUGUGGACUCAGCUCUGAUUCACGCGUCUCUAUCCAGGCUCCAUCUCUCGCUUUGAGUUGUUGGGAGAACCCGCAGAGGCGAGCAUGACAGCAUGACAAUGGUGCAAGGCUGGCUGACAGCGGGAUGGUGCGUUUUUUGCUUUUUGCCAUUUCGCGUUUUGACUUUUGAGGAACGGGGCUCCGUCCCGACAAACCCGCAGCGGUUUAUUCUGUAUCUUUCACCUUGAAAAUAGAAAUACUUUGAGUGUGUGAGAGAGAGAGAGUGUGUGAGGUUAUGGUAAACAUCUGGUGCCUCGUCCACUCCGCUCUUUCCUCACCUUUCUCCUCCCAUCCGCCGCAGCGCAUCUCUAAUUGGAGCGACUCGGAGCAUCUUAAUUGAUGGGGAUCUUCCACACCGGACACUGACCGCGACUUUCACCGUGUACCAGCGCACUGCGGGCGGCUGAAACGCAGCGACCCGUCUGUUGUUGGAUGUUAUUGUCCUCCUCCGGUGCUGCUGUAUUUGUCGGUCGUUUCCUUCAGUGACAAUGCCGGUGAACGCGCUGCCCCGCGGCGGCAGCAGCGGCAUCGGCGGCGGCGGUGGUGGUGGUGGUCCGGGGUCCCUGAGCCCGGCGUCGCUGUCCCGCAGCCUGUCCCGGUUAAGGGAGUAUCGGACCCGGACGAGGAUCAUGCUGGCUCUGGGGGUCUCUCAGAUGGUCCUGGGGAGUCUCAUCCUGGCCGUCAGCUUCGCGGCUCUGGCUCUCACCACAUCGCCCAGAGUCCGGCACUCCUGCCCCUUCUGGGCCGGUUUCUCUGUGCUGCUCUCCGGGCUGAUCGGAGUGGUGUCAUGGAAGAGGCCGCUCUCUCUUGUGAUCACCUUCUUCAUGCUGCUGUCGGCCGUGUGCGUGAUGCUCAACCUGGCGGGCUCCAUCCUCUCCUGCCAGAACGCUCAGCUGGUCAACUCCCUGGAAGACUGUCAGCUGCUCAAGUUUGACAGCGACGGAGUGUGUGUGUGCUGCGAGCUGCAGCAGCAGAGCUCGAGCUGCAACAACCUGGGAGAGACGCUGAAACUGAACCCACUGAGGGACUGCAACACCAUACGCCUACGUCUCAAGGAGCUGCUGUUCAGCGUAUGUGCCCUUAACGUCAUCUCCACCAUUGUGUGUGCUCUUGCCACCGCCAUGUGCUGUAUGCAGAUGGUCUCUACUGAUGUGCUGCAGAUGUUUAUGCCGCACAGAGCGCGAGCCCUAAAUGCUGACUGUAUGACCCCCCACGGAACCAUCCUCCACCAAACACUGGACUUUGAUGAGUUUAUUCCUCCCAUUCCCCCUCCACCCUACUACCCCCCGGAGUACACCUGCACCCCCUCAAUGGAUGGACAGAGAGGCCUCCAUCUCGACUUCCCCCACUCCCCCUUCAGUGCCAUAUACGGGGUGCCCAUCAACAGCCCAGGGACCCUGUACCCAACUGACCUGCCGCCCCCUUAUGAGUCUGUGGUGGGGCAGACUCCUGCCAGCCAGGUCACCACCAGCAUAGAGCAACAGGCCACUGAGUCCAGUCUGUGUGAGAGGAACACCACUGCAGGUUUCAGCACUCAGGCCUCGGUGGACAGCGCAUCACUGAUGGUGUCGGAGGUGGCUGAUCAGGACCAGACCUGCUCCUCAGAGGACUUGUGCUCCCUGGAGGUCCAGGGCUCUGACUCCUCUCCCUAUGGCACGCUCCACACCGCCCCCACUGACGGAAGCUGCACCAGCCUGGAACUUUGUACACGUGACGCCUCCCGUUGCCGCCGUGGCCUGCCAAACACCGACACCCGCCCCAGUGAUACUGGAUACAGCGAGUCCUCACAGACCCAGGAGUCUCUGGAACGCUCUCCGGACUGGUCCUCAGAAAACUUUAGCAACCUGGACCAGGAGGAUUCCACGGACAAUACACAUCCAUGUGACGAACUCAGGGCUGCAAUGCACAUAUGCGACGAGCUUGCAUCAGCCAAACAUUUACCAGAGGAGCCACCCAAAGCGUCGACACACUCCCUCAUUAAAGCGCGAAUGAUGAGCCGGAAGCUCACGCUCCCCGUCACUAUCCCCCCACCGCCUCAGCCUUGUUCCCCCAUCUCUGUGGCCUCCUCUGGUGGGACUUCAGCCAUCAGCCCCCUGGUUCCCUCUCCUUCCCCUUCCCCUCCUAACAGGCCACGCGGCCCCAGGCUGUGUUUCAGUGUUUGGUCACCCUCUGCUACAUCACAACCCCCCUCUACCUCAGGCCAAAGUGGCUACUCGCCCUCAGAGAGGCCUCGGGUGCUCCGAGCAGCCAGGAGGUACCGCAAGCUGGCACGCAUCGUCCGCUCCACCAGUGACCCCAUCUCCUGCUCCUCCGUGACAGGAAGAGAAAACAGUGGCUGCGCCUCUGCAAAUAACCCUCCUGCUGAAGCCUCGGCUCAAACAUCACCAGAGCAAGAGCCAAGAGACGUCUCCACAGAGGUAGUUGGAGCUAAACCCAGUCACCCAUGUGUCAGGAAGCAGCAGAAGGAGGACAGGAAAAUCGACAUUCACCUUAAACCCAGAUCCCUGCACACACACUCCUCCCACGAACGCCCACACUCCCUGGCCGACCUUAAGAUGUACAAAGACACCAAAAUACUGGUGGCCAAGUUCCUGGAGCACUCGAGCUGCAGUCUACCUCCUGAAGUCCAGCAGGUCGUCAACAACAUCAAGUGCGUCAUCAAGUCGGAUGAGAAACACAUGGAGGAGGCCAUCUUCAGCGCCAAUGUCAUAGAUCAGGUGAUGACCCAGCGCAUCAUAGGCAGCCCCAGGAAGCGAGGCCACGAGGAUCUUCACCUCCAGAGCUGCGGCGCUUUGAGUUCAUCCCCGUCCCCUUCCAUGCGCCGUCCCAAACAGCUCCCACAAACAACCAGCGCCUCCACCAACCCCCUGGACUCCCCCUCCUCUGAACAAAGCCUUGAGUGCAGAGAAACUAUUCUCUGACCUCCCUCCCAGCAAGGACUCGGGUCGAAACUCUGAGGGCAUUUCAGGGUGCCGGAGUUGCAGGCGAGCAGUGCUGUGCAGCAGAUGUCUGUGGAGUAAUUAAUAACUCUUCAGACCUUGUGAGAUCAUUCAUUUGUACAGUGCGACUGCAGUGUAGGCAAACUGAAAGGCUCUCAUGCUGUAUCUCCUAGUGCCCUGUGAGACCGUGCCAAGUCAUCAGCAGAAAUGGUAGCAAACUCAGACUGAGCCUGCCAGUGUCUGUCGUGGCUUCUUUCUCAUCAGAAAAACAAAAAGAAUGUUUCUCCCUCAGGGGAUCUUUUUCUACUGAGUUUCAUCUCCGAAAAAAAAGAAACACAUAUACAGCUGGUGAGUUCGAACCUGUGAGUGAAAGACAAAGGAGAUUAUGUUUUCAGUAUUGCUCUCGUCCUCAUAAGAAACAGAGAGAAAUAUGUUUGUAUUAAACUGUGAGCUGAACUGGCUGGGCAUUAUUAGCCAUUGUUUGCAGACUUUGUGGAACUGUUAAGGUGGUGAAUAUUUUGUGGUGCCGCUGGUUCACAAACAUCACAGAUAUGGAUUAUUUAACUUACCUCAUUGUGUUACAAUUCUUAUCAGUGUUACAAUAAAAUCUGAGUUUGUA